Durusdinium trenchii is the source of this 792-nucleotide messenger RNA. NCBI's taxonomy places the organism in Eukaryota, Dinophyceae, Suessiales, Symbiodiniaceae. The record is from the annotation of a GenBank genome assembly.
AUGCCCAUCAGCGCUCCCAUCGGCGUAAGCAUUGAUGGCUAUACAAGCGCUAUUGCUGAAUGUGGACGACAACUUCGAUGGGAGAGGUCUUUGAUUUUGUUGAACAAGCUCGAAAGGAGACGGCUGCCUUGUAGUGUCAAGACCUUUGGUGCUGCAAUGGGUGCAUGCGCAACUGCCACUGAAUGGGAGCGGGCCUUGUGUUUGCUCGAAGAGUAUGAUGUACGACGGUUAGCCCCAGAUCGAGCCGCCUACAAUGCUGCCAUUCAAGCCUGUGGAAAGGUUGCUUCGACUAAUCAGGCGUUGUCUCUCUUUGAAGAGCUGGAAACUGUUGAAGAACCAAAUUGCAUAAAUUACAAUACUAUUCUUUUUGCUUGUGUCGAAGGUGGAGCAUGGGAGAGAGCCCUGGGCUUUCUGAAGGAUUUUAAAACCAAAAGCUUCGACCCCACUUUCCAAACUUGGAGCAUCGAGAUUCAGCUGCGGGCGCUUUUAGCUUCUUCUUCACUUUGGGAAGCUGGGCUUCAGAUCAUCGCAGAGAAUUUUUUAGAGACUUCACGGAUUACUGCAGAGAUCUCAGACCGGGACAAAGUGCAGGUCGAGCAUGCUUUUUGUGCCUUUUUGGGCACAACUUCCGCAGCAUGGCAGUUGGGUCUGUCGCUUCUUGUGGAGUUGAAGGAUCGUAGAAUGACGCCUACCCAGGAGAUGUACAGAGAGGCCAUGAGCGGACAAAUGUCUGGCCUUGAAGGCCUUGAAGCCCCCUUUGAUCUUGGCCCUGAGGAUUUAUUAGGAGGAUGA